This is a messenger RNA of Alosa alosa (allis shad), 3115 nucleotides long. RefSeq lists its product as uncharacterized. The record is from RefSeq and is a predicted model, not a curated record. The transcript has 5 exons. Gene Ontology annotation, cellular component: cytoplasm; sperm fibrous sheath. Gene Ontology annotation, molecular function: calcium ion binding. Bases 73 to 3015 code for a protein of 980 amino acids. Gene Ontology annotation, biological process: sperm capacitation. Lineage: Eukaryota; Metazoa; Chordata; Actinopteri; Clupeiformes; Clupeidae.
GGGCAUUUCUCAGAUGUGUUAACCGUGCCGUCAGGACAGGUCAGUGGGCUACACCUCCACAAACCGGAGAAAAUGUAUACUCAUCUGCGUAAAGUUCUGAUUCCUAAUGGACUCAAACAUAUGCUCGAAGGAUUCAGCAGAGCCGUGGUGAGAUGCAAGCCGAAGAGCAUCCCACAUUUUGCUGAAGAAUACUUCAAGGCUCUCUUGACCUUCAGAGCUGAGAAUCCAAAUUUGAGUUUUGAUGAGCUUUUGAAGGAAUUCCAGCGAUCACAAUUAGCUCUGUUGAAUCGCAAAGGCACAUCACUCCAAACAGUUCACCGUGUGGAUUCUAAGGAAUGGGAAGCGGGCCCGCUGCUGUAUGAAGCCCGAAUCAACCAGACUGGACCUGUUCCCAUAUUCCCUGCUGGCGACUUAAAUGAAACUGCAAGAAAAGAUGCACAGGAGCUCACCAAAACCCAGUUUCUCCCUUCAGAGAGUGUUGAAGCUGAAAUCGAGGAGAGUGACCUAGAUGGGAUCAUUUCUGCCAAUGUGAUCACUUUGUCACCAGGCCCGAUUACUCACGAGAUGGCCAUGGACCUGGCAGUGUUCCGUCGGAGGACGACCCCCCAGAGCUCUCCCGGGAACAGCUGUGGCAGCAGUCAGACGGGGGAGUGCAGUAACCGGGGCUCUCCGUGCGGGCAGAUCCGCUCAGCCCUGUUUGAGCGUGUGCCCCUGAGCGAGAUCGGCGUGGACGUGGAUGCGGUCCUCAUCAAAACAUCCAUGCUUCCCAACGUGGCGCAGAUUGUUGUCCAGUCCGAAGAAGUACCUGAGAUUAUUGUGUUUCAAGCGGAUAUCAAAGUAAGUGACAGUGGGCCUGACUCUGCAUUUGCUGGAAUGGAGGCUGUUACUUUGAACCAAGAGAACACUGCCACGGUAUCAGCUCCUCUCACCUACUGCAGCAGCCCUGACACUGGUGAUGCCAUGAUGGCAAAAAUGUUGGAGUCUGUGGAACUAGUUGCUCCCAGAAGUGUUGUGGAAAGCUUUGGGGAUCAAGCGACUGCUGAAACAAAGACUGACUCUGCAUCCCAGAGGAAUAGAGGCUCUGCUUCUCAGCGUAGUUCCCAAUCAAAUAUUGCUGCACCUGUUAUUUCCCACGAGGAGCAAAUAACUGCGGAAGUGAAGGAGUCUGCGUCUCAGAAGAGUUCAGCGUCAAGCAUAGCCUCUCAGCAUAGCUCCCGAUCAAAUAUUGCUGCACCUGUUAUUUUCCAGGAGGAGCAAAUGAGUUCAGUGUCAAGCAUUGCUGCACCCUCUGCUGUUGACGAAAUCCAAAUUGUGGAGAAGGCUUCUGCCUCUGAGAAUAGUUUGGACUGUGCUGCUCAGAAGAGUUCGUUAUCAAACAUUGUUAUUUCAGCCGUGUCUUUAGUGUGUGAUGAUAAGACCACUAUCACAGAUGUGGCAGAUGCAGCUGAAUCAGUCGUCACCAAAGACAGUGCAGAAACCCAUGAAGUGCAGAGAGCCUCUGAAUCAAAGGAAGAGGAGAAUCAAUCACCUGAGGACACUGUUCAUGUAGUGUCUGUUGUUUUUGACGCAGAAGUCUCUGCAUCAGACAUGACAGAUGACACCUCAGCCGAACUUCCUGCUGCUGAAGUUGCCAUGGAAACCGCAGAUGGAACCCCUGGAUCGCAGACGACCCUCCAGCAGAAUCUGAUCUCAGGUCUUGCCAUCCCAGAUGUGCUGGAGACAAGUGCAGAGGAACCGUCCCCUUGCCUGGCGUGUGAGCCUGCUAUGGCUGAAGGUAAAACCAGCCACUCUGGGGCUGUGGAGCAACCUGGGGCCCCAAGGCCCGCAGAGAACCUGGUUUCAGCUGGAGCAGAGACUGAGUCUCCCCAAGCAGCCGCCAUCCAGAUAGCUGACUUAAUAAGACCUUUGCCUGCGGACUGUGCCGUUCAAGAGGACAAGACGCCAGCCUCUGCUCAGGCAAACAGCGCUCCACCGCUGGAGAUCCGGGCGCCGUACCUGGUGUAUCUUCCUCUUCCACCGAUGGAGGUGAUGACCCCUGGCAUGGUUCCCCAGGCCGUUAGCGAAGGCGAGGAAAUCAAAACCUCCCCAUACAUGUGCAUCCCCUUGGUCACCAGAGACUUACCCAACAGCCCCGGCUUUGUGGGGGCCACAACCCCUCAGCUGUCAAGAACGGGGAGCUUCGCUGGCACGUUUGUUCCAUUCACCGAGGCCCAGAAGGCUCAAAACUCCACACAUGCCCCCAGGCCUACCUCCCAGGGGCACAUGGGGUUCUCUAAGGUGCGCCGUCCCUUCAGUAACUGCCCGAUGGGAGUUUCCAUGGCAGCAGAACCCGCAGCUCAUACUUCGCCAUCUUUACUGCAUCAAGCAGCUGCAGGUGUCACAAAUAAUGGACAACAGCCUAACGUCUCCUGUUGCAGUUGUGGCCCACUGCACAGUAGGUCCUCUGAGCCAAUGGUGGCCAGUGUCUGUCCAUGCGUAGGGUCAGCCAGCCACUGGAGGCUGUGUCACCUGACUCCUCCUGGUGCCCAAGGCCGACAUCUGCUCACCUGCCCCUACCAGCCCUUGCCAUCCAUGUCCCAGUGUGGCCUGGAGAAGAUCGCCAAGAUCCCCAUGUACCAGGACUGCGGCCUGUACUGCAGCUGUCACCACGAGCUUUGUGGCCAUUCCUCCUGCGGCAGCCUGCGCCCUCACCACAUGGCCGAGCCCGCCUGCUCGGGCCACCACCUGGGCCCCCUGGCACCACGCCAGGGCUGCUCGUCCGAGCACUUCCGCAGCCACCGCGUGCUUCCCAGCGCCGCCGACCGCCGUUACUCUUGCUGCAUGCAGCCUGCGUGCACACCACUGCAGCCACGCCACAGCUCGCUCACCACGUGUGACCACCAGGAGGUGAUUAGCCAGGGCGGACACUGUGGAAGCGUCUGUGGGCUGACCAAGGCCACCACCAUACCAAGCUGCACACACCAGAACGCAGCCACAGAGACCUGCCAUGACUACAGGAUCAAUUACAACCUCUAGACAUGCUAUGGAAGCUGGCACAUACUUGGAAAAGUCACACAAGCACACAUGUUCCUAACUUUUGAUUCAGAAAGCAAAUUUGCAAAAUAAAAACAAUGAG